This is a messenger RNA of Stylophora pistillata, 379 nucleotides long. RefSeq names its product large ribosomal subunit protein eL28. Gene Ontology annotation, cellular component: ribosome. The record is from RefSeq and is a predicted model, not a curated record. Lineage: Eukaryota; Metazoa; Cnidaria; Anthozoa; Scleractinia; Pocilloporidae. Gene Ontology annotation, biological process: translation. Gene Ontology annotation, molecular function: structural constituent of ribosome.
UAUCUUUCUCUCUCUCGUGGUCGCCAUUUCUGAGUGGAAAAUGUCUGCCGACUUGCAAUGGAUGAUGAUAAGGAAACACUCCUGUUUCCUGUUGAAAAAUCAGGGAACCACAUUUACAAAGAUGCUAACAAGCCCUCUAAGGUUACAUCCAAGGUGACUUUGGCUCGUGACUCCCGUCGCACCAUCAAGACCAUCAAGAACUUGUGUGGCAAGAACUAUUACCGACAGGAUCUGGAGGAUGCAGCGGUCAUGAGGGCAUGUGCCAUCCUCCGCAGCCAAAGGACUGGCACAGGUGUGCAGAAGAAUCGUACACGCAGAAAGCGCAACUGAAUGUACACAUUGAUAUCUGUUCUCUGAUAAUAAAUUUGCGAAAAAGCUA